GGCCCCAAUGCCGAAGCGGCCAAGCCUAUCUAGCCAGCAACACUACGAUCCCAGUCAAGCAGCCUCUGUUGGCUGUAGCUAGCUAGCUCACCGCGGAGAGACCGGAUUGCCACCGUCGCCGAUGGUUCUGCUCGCGGUACUCGCCGCGCUCCUGGCACUUGCCGUCUCGCGGCUGUGCAUCUACGCCGUCGUGCGCCUGGCGUGGCAGCCUCGUGCCGUGGCGAGGAUGUUCCGGAACCAGGGCGUCCGUGGACCUUCGUACAGGUUCCUGAGAGGCUCGACGGAGGACAUCCGAAGGAUGAAGGCAGAGGCGGACGGCGUGGAGCUGGAUGUGCACGACCACGACUACCUUCGCAGGAUCCUGCCGCACUUCCUGAAAUGGAAAGAUCAGUACGGAGGGCCAUUUGUCUACUGGUUCGGUUCAGAACCUCGAAUCUGCAUCUACGAUUAUGAGCUGGUUAGGCAGAUUCUUGCAAACAAAUCUGGGCAUUUCGUGAAGAACGAUGCACACCCAGCAGUUCUCGCGAUCAUUGGCAAAGGGCUAAUAUUGGUGGAAGGCAAAGAUUGGGUGCGACACCGUGGAGUGGUGAACCCAGCUUUUGCCAUGGACAAGCUUAAGACGAUGACAAGAACAAUGGUUAGUUGUGCUGAAUGCUUGAUCAAGCAGUUGGAGGAUCAGACAGCCAACAGUAAGAGCGGCGAGAUAGAAAUCGAGUUCAGCAAACAAUUCCAGGAGUUGACAGCAGAUGUUAUAUCCCGCACUGCUUUUGGAAGUAGCUAUAUGGAAGGAAAAGAAGUAUUUCAGGCACAGAAACAGCUUCAAGCCAUCAGUGUGGCAACUCUCCUCAAUUUGCAGAUACCAGGAUUUAAAUAUCUCCCUACUAAACGAAACAGAUGCCAGUGGAUGCUAGAAAAGAAGCUUCAGAACAUGCUAUCUGAAAUGAUACAGUGCCGAGUAGCAUCAAAAGAAAGUGGAUUUGGAGAUGAUCUGCUGGGUUUAAUGAUUGAGGCUUCCUUCACAAAAGAGCAAGGAGAAAAACAAGACGAAAUGAUUCUGAGUAUAGAUGAGAUCGUAGAUGAAUGCAAGACAUUCUUCUUUGCAGGGCAUGAAACCACAUCGCAUCUGCUUACCUGGACACUGUUCUUGCUAAGUGUGUAUCCAGAAUGGCAGCAGCGGCUAAGAGAGGAGGUUCUGAGAGAAUGUGGAAAGAGAAACCCUGAUGCAGACAUGCUUAGUAAACUAAAAGAGAUGACAAUGGUGCUCCUUGAGACAUUGAGACUGUAUUGUCCUAUUAUUGCAAUGAUGAGAAAACCCAUCGCUGAUGUGAAAUUGGGAAGCCUCAAUUUACGUAAAGACAAUGAAAUUGUUAUCCCUAUCCCAAUACUGCACCGAGACAAGGAGGUCUGGGGUGACAGAGCAAAUGAGUUCGAUCCAAUGAGAUUUGAGAAUGGGAUCUCAAAAGCAGCCAAGAUUCCAUAUGCUCAUCUAGGAUUCUCCAUAGGUCCAAGGUCAUGCAUCGGUCAGAACUUCGCAAUGUUAGAAGCAAAGUCGAUGAUGGCAAUGAUCCUCCAGAAGUUUUCCUUUACUCUUUCUCCAAAAUAUGUCCAUGCACCUGCUGAUCUGCUAACACUUCAACCUAAGUUUGACCUUCCUAUAAUUUUGUGUCCACUAGAUGUAUGAAUAGUAUGUUAGUAAAGAGCACGUGCUCUAUUAGUUGUAAUCUCGUGACAAC
Lolium perenne is the source of this 1733-nucleotide messenger RNA. Its product is annotated as cytochrome P450 709B2. Lineage: Eukaryota; Viridiplantae; Streptophyta; Magnoliopsida; Poales; Poaceae. Gene Ontology annotation, molecular function: monooxygenase activity; iron ion binding; heme binding. The record is from RefSeq and is a predicted model, not a curated record.